This is a messenger RNA of Pogona vitticeps (central bearded dragon), 1809 nucleotides long. The record is from RefSeq and is a predicted model, not a curated record. NCBI's taxonomy places the organism in Eukaryota, Metazoa, Chordata, Lepidosauria, Squamata, Agamidae.
GUUCAGAAGCAAGUAAUGUUCCUAAUCAAAUUGUAUUACAACCUGGAUGGUAAGCACUACGGGAUACCAGAAAAUAGAAAUGGAUUGGAUUACUCCUGUUUCAAUAUCGUUCCUGUUUGGCCUUAUGAUGAUGUUGCUUUUGAAAACUAGGGGUUUCUGGAAGAACAGCUCUCAGCUUCGUCCCCCAGGACCCUGGCCGUUACCGCUUGUUGGAAAUCUUCUCAUAAUGGAUCAGAAAAGGCCUUUUAGGAGCAUGCUAAAGUUGUCUAAACAGUAUGGUCCUGUCUUCAGACUCCAAAUGGGAAUCCAGAAGAUUGUGGUCCUGACUGGGUAUGAGACGGUAAAAGAGGCUCUGGUCAACCAGGCUGAUGCAUUUGCGGAGAGGCCCUUCAUCCAACUCAUUGAAGAAUUUUCAAAUGGCUUUGGUAUCACUGUUUCUCAUGGUGAGAACUGGAAAGUGAUGCGGCGGUUUGCCUUAACCACAUUGCGAGACUAUGGAAUGGGCAAGAGAUCCAUAGAAGACAAAAUUUACUGGGAUUUGUCAAUACGAUCUUUUCUUCCUUUUCCAUUCUUUCAGUUGUGUAACAUGUUUCCUGCCCUUGGCUUCCUUUUUGGUGCUCGUAAGACCCUCCUUAAAAACAGAGAUGAGUUGCAUGCCUUUAUAACUGCCACCUUCAUAGAUCACCUGAAAGAUCUGGAUAAAAAUGAUCAGCGGAGCUUCAUUGAUACAUUUCUCAUCCAGCAACAAGAGGUAACCAAGUCUUUUUUCAAAGAGCAUACAAUUGCUCUUGAUAGCAAGGAUUCUUUUGUUCCCCCAGAAAAAGUCCAAGCAGAGAUUGAUGGUGUUGUUGGAACUGCUCAGCCCAGGACUGAACACCGAAUAAGAAUGCCAUACACAGAUGCCGUAGUCCAUGAAGUUCAAAGGUUUGCCGAUAUCGUCCCGACCAAUUUGCCACAUGCAACUACUACGGAUGUUACUCUCAAAGGCUACUUCAUUCCAAAGGGAACUCAUGUCAUUCCGUUGCUGACUUCUGUGCUCCAUGAUGAAUCGCAGUGGGAGAAGCCUCAUGAGUUCUAUCCCGAGCAUUUUCUCAACUCUGCAGGAAAGUUUGUCAAAAGAGAUGCAUUCAUGCCUUUCUCUGCAGGGCGCAGGAUAUGUGCAGGUGAGACCUUGGCCAAAAUGGAGUUCUUCCUGUUCUUUACGAGCCUCCUGCAGAGAUUCACCUUCCAGCCCCCUCCCGGAACGUCUAGAGAAGACCUGGAUCUCACCCGAGCAAUUGGGUUGACAACACCUCCCCUGCCCUUCCACAUCUGCGCUCUGCCACGCUGAGAUUGCUCAUGAAAGUAAUAUGGGUGAAGCAGCUUCUUGAUUGAACUGACCCAUCCACAGAUCUCAAGUAUUCCUAGUGCCUCUGUUGCUGUUUUGAAAAAAAGAAAAGAAAAGAAAACAGCACUUGAUGGAAUUGGCUAUGAUAUUGUAUGACCUAUAUUCAGUCCUGUUGAAUCCCAUAAACUAUAGCGAUACACCAUUUAGUUUAUAAAUGGGAUUUUGGUUCAUGUGCUAUUUGCUGCUGAGUCCAAAUCAAGGCUCUGCUUAUAUUUUACAGCCUCUACGUAAUGUGCUUCUGCUUCUAGAUCACACCAAUGUCUGACAGAUCCAUUUGUUUCUGGUUCACAUCAAUGUCUAAUACAAUUUUGACAGCAUGAAGUUGGGGCGAGCUCAGGAGAAUAGACCUGUUUGCUUCAUUGAAUGCUGCCUAAGAUAAAUAAAUGGCAUAUUCUUCCUUCCAGAAUGCAGGAUAAAUAAUA